AUGGCUGAGGCACCUCAGCAGCAGCAGCAGCAGCAGCAGCAGCAGGAGGAGGAGGACGAGGAGCAGCAGCAGCAGCAGCAGGAGGAGGAGGACGAGGAGCAGCAGCAGCAGCAGCUGAACACCGAAGACACGACGGAGCCAGAUGAAGGGUCGGAGGAGCCAAAGGAAAUCGUCCAGACGACCCCGACUAGACCUCUGCUGUCCAUGAGGUCCAUGAGCAGCGUGGACCCAGACGAUGACUCCCCCAACAUGAUUGCUUACAGAAAAAUUGAAGAAAUUGUCACUCGCAUCCAGGAUGAGACCGAUGGUGUGCCCAUCAGAACUGUCAAAAGUUUUAUGACCAAAAUCCCUAGUGUUGUUACAGGUACAGAUAUUGUGCAGUGGCUGAUGAAGGACCUGUCCAUUGAGGAUCCAGCUGAGGCCAUGCACAUUGGGAGUCUCAUUGCAGCUCAGGGCUACUUCUUCCCUAUCUCAGACCAUGUCCUCUCCCUCAAAGACGAUGGCACUUUCUACCGCUUUCAGGCACCAUAUUUCUGGCCAUCCAACUGUUGGGAGCCUGAGAACACAGACUAUGCUAUCUACCUGUGCAAGCGGACCAUGCAGAAUAAGACGAGGCUGGAGCUGGCAGAUUAUGAGGCGGAGAACUUAGCCAGGCUGCAAAGAGCCUUUGCCAGGAAGUGGGAGUUUAUCUACAUGCAGGCUGAGGCCCAGGUCAAGAUCGACAGGAAAAGGGAUAAAUCUGAGAGGAAGAUCCUUGACAGCCAGGAGAGAGCCUUCUGGGACGUCCACAGACCUGUGCCUGGAUGUGUCAACACCACAGAGAUGGACAUCAGGAAAUGUAGACGCAUGAAGAAUCCUCAUAGAGUUAAGAAGUCAGUGUAUGGUUUGGCAGAAGAGGGAACACAGUCUCAAAGUCCCGUUCAGACUCCCUCGCACCACUGCAGGAAAGGCACCAAGGAGGAUGUGGAGAAAGAGAUCCUAUUUCUUAACCAACAACUAGAUCGUCACUGUAUGAAGAUGUCCAAAGUUGCUGAAAGUCUCAUAGCCUACACUGAGCAGUACAUGGAGUAUGACCCAUUUGUGACAGCACCAGAACCAUCCAACCCCUGGACCAGCGAUGACCCCUCCUUCUGGGAUCUGGAGGCCAGUAAGGAGCCCAGUCAGCAGCGGGUUAAGAAAUGGGGUUUCUCUCUGGAGGAGGCGCUGAAGGACCCGGCAGGACAAGAGCUUUUCCUCAAGUUUCUGGAGUCGGAGUUUAGCUCAGAAAACCUGAGGUUCUGGCUGGCGGUGCAGGACCUGAAGAGGAUGCCCCAGCAGGAGGUUGGACAGAGGGCUCAGGAUAUCUGGGCAGAGUUCCUGGCAGAGGGAGCACCAAGCUCCAUUAACCUGGACUCUCACAGCUACGAACGCACCAGCCAGAACCUGAAGGACCCCGGACGAUACAGCUAUGAGGACGCACAGGACCAUAUCUACAAGCUGAUGAAAAGCGACAGCUACGCACGUUUCUUGCGCUCCAAUGUAUACCAGGAUCUGCUUAUGGCAAGGAAGAAACCUGAGAUGGAGCAGGGGAGGCGCACCUCUCUGGAGAAGUUCACUCGCAGUGUGGGCAAGUCUCUGACGGGCAAACGACUGACGGGCCUCAUGCAGUCAUCCUGACAAGGCCUGGAUCCAGAGUAGGAGGAACCAUACCCAAAAGAGCUGCUUACCCGUGGGUAGUAGGUGGAGAAGGACCCUGGGGUGUGUGGGUGUGGCUGAGGGAGGCGCAUGAGGGUGCCAAACAAGCUUAGACCGCCGAGUGGAAUGCGACCACGUCUGAAACUCACUUGAUCAGUUCAAGAGGACCGACAGCAUGCAAUAAGUCACCAGACCUGACACCGAGACAGUGCUGUUACAGUGUAGAUGAUAAACAAUGCUACUCUUCUUAGGAGGUUUCUACUCAAAAGCCUGAACCAAACAAGGCCAGGCACAGUCGCUUCUCUCUAUCUACUAUAUACACAUCAUGUCAAUAUGGUAGCUGAAGAGGCUCUUGCUUUACUUUCAGUGAUAUAAACAUGGAAUGCUUGAAUGCCUUGAUUAAAGUCAAAAUGAGACUUAGAUUAAUGCUGUAGCCAGCUGUUUUAUCUCACGUCUUUCACUAGGAAGGUAUAAGGGAAGGAGGGAUGGGAGGGUUUCCAGUAAACAUUCACACUAGAACUGAUGGUGGACUGCCUUCUUUUCAUCAAAUGAGCUUUUAGAUCAACUUACUGUUGUAUGACACAAGAUAUGCCUCUGUAUGUCUAAUACUGCUUUAGCUGGUUCCAGUGUGUACUCACAUUUAAGAUCAUUCUCAACACAAAGCAAAAUGCAGUUUUAUCAUUUAGACAUCUGAGUAAAUCAGACAUCACUUGACCUUUAAACAUUCUUGGCACUCAGAAGUGAAACUGUGUCAUAAAAAGGUAAGUUGAUCACUUUACAUUACUUUAAAUGAGUGAGUGGAUGACAUGUGAGGCUUUAUUCUAUCUUCUAAACAUUCCACUUCAGGGUGCCACAAUAAGGUUUAGUGGGCUGACUUCUAAUCAUUCUCCACCUUAUGUAAAGAGGACCAUGAAAAUAAAAGAGGAAUGCACAAAAAA
Stegastes partitus (bicolor damselfish) is the source of this 2612-nucleotide messenger RNA. RefSeq names its product regulator of G-protein signaling 6-like. Lineage: Eukaryota; Metazoa; Chordata; Actinopteri; Pomacentridae. Gene Ontology annotation, cellular component: cytoplasm; neuron projection. Gene Ontology annotation, molecular function: GTPase activator activity. The record is from RefSeq and is a predicted model, not a curated record. The transcript has 17 exons. Gene Ontology annotation, biological process: intracellular signal transduction; positive regulation of GTPase activity; regulation of G protein-coupled receptor signaling pathway. The coding region runs from base 1 to 1656 and encodes 551 amino acids.